AUGGCGCCUCAUAUCCUCAGCACCUCCCCCGUCAUGGAUGAAGGCCGGACACACAAGGGAGUCAUCAAGCGGCCACCUCUACAAGAACACGGGAACAGGGAUACCAAAACUCAGCUCGCCCUUCUUUUCCAUGAAAAUAACCUUGCAAAGGUCAUCGGAGUAGCUGAAACUCUCCUAAAGAACAAUGACCCUCCCACCAGGUUUCCUGAAACCGUACCACAAACAACUCCCGACAAAGGAGUGUACCGAUGCAGAGACGCCGAGUUUUGGACUUGCGGCUUUUUCCCUGGUAACCUCUAUUGUUUGCUUGAACGUGUGAGAAAAUAUCCUGCAGCAAGCUUGCCUAAUCUCGCAAGCCCAGGGGAUUCGCAAAUAAAAUCGACUGAAGAUGCAACAGUAGCUCUCAAUCAUGAUAUCCUUAUUUCUCAUCUUACUGAUCUCUGUCGGAGAUGGUCAGAGCCAUUGCACGGCAUGUCCUUCCGAAAAGACACCCAUGAUAUUGGGUUCAUCAUCCAGCCUGCCCUUCAAAGAGACUGGGAGCUCUUCGGAAACAAACGGAGUCUAGACUCUAUUCUCACUGCAGCCGAAAGCCUCGCUACUAGGUUUGAUGAACGAGUCGGGGCGAUUCGGAGCUGGGAUCGAUUUUGUAAUGCCCACUAUGACAUCAACAGCAUGGAUGAUGACUUCUUGGUGAUCAUAGAUAGUCUCUGCAAUCUUGAUCUACUAUUUUACGCCGGAAACUAUCUCCAUUCUGAACGCCUACUCUCUAUUGCAUCCACCCAUGCUACUACGCUGCUAUCGACUCAUCUCCGACCUGAGUCCGGCUUGAAAGUUGACUCCUCCUACUCCACAUAUCAUGUCGUGAACUUCUCUCCCUCGAACGAAGGGAAAGUGAAGCAGAAACUCACCGCGCAAGGCUACGCCGACAGCUCGACAUGGGCCCGUGGCCAGGCGUGGGCAAUCUUAGGAUACGCUCAGACAUAUUCUUGGACCAAGAAGCGUGAGUUCCUUGAUGCUGCUAAAGGGCUUGCGGACUAUUUCAUACAGCGCAUGGAAUCAUCGCCAGCAAUCGUGGAACAACACGGUUCCGGGCGUUACGUCCCGCUAUGGGAUUUCGACGCGCCAAUCACGCAUACUGGUAUCAACGGCGACCAAGGCCCAUUGCGGGAUGUUUCCGCAGCAUUAAUUGCUGCCAACGGGAUGCUGAUUUUGUAUGGACAACUAGCAGGUAUUGGGGAACUAGCGGCGGCCAAGCGUUACUUGGACUAUGCUCUACACAUCGCGAAAGAUACUGUGGAAUUGGCGUAUAAUCGAGAUACGAGGCGGCUGAGGCUUUACGAACAGGAUGGGGCUACUAAGGUCGAAUCAUACCAGAUUAGCAAUGGACAUGGCUUUGAUGCGAUCCUUGAAAAGUCAACGGCGAAUUUCAACGGCAACCACGCUGAUCGUGCUUGGGAUCAUGGCUUGGUUUAUGCGGAUUACUACUUUCUUGAGCUGGGGAAUCGGCUCUUAGAUAUGGGGUUCCUUUGA
Molecule: messenger RNA, 1530 nt
Organism: Aspergillus pseudotamarii
Lineage: Eukaryota; Fungi; Ascomycota; Eurotiomycetes; Eurotiales; Aspergillaceae
Product: Six-hairpin glycosidase-like protein
Exons: 3
Coding region: 1-1530 (509 amino acids)
Biological process (GO): polysaccharide catabolic process
Molecular function (GO): chondroitin hydrolase activity
Source: RefSeq, a predicted model, not a curated record